This is a messenger RNA of Ostertagia ostertagi, 1278 nucleotides long. NCBI's taxonomy places the organism in Eukaryota, Metazoa, Nematoda, Chromadorea, Rhabditida, Trichostrongylidae. The record is from the annotation of a GenBank genome assembly.
AAACUUCUGGCAGAGUCAGCUCGCCUAAAAGAAGCGUAUCCGGGAGGAAAUGCUGAACACAUUGCUCAGCAACAAGUGGAACUAGCCGAGAGCUGGCAGGAGUUGCUCCAUGCUAUUGAUGAUAGGCGAGAUGAGCUGCGCGCUGCUAGAGAUAUGCAUCGUUUCAAUGCUGACGUUCGAGAUCUCCUCGCAUGGGCUGAUAUUACGAUUGCUGACAUGCAGUCGGAGAUGCAGGUUAAUGGUUUACAACAGGCCGAAGGACUUCAGAAGGAGCACUCUCGUCUUCGCGGUGAAAUUACAGCGCGAGCUCCUGAAUUCGAGAAGGUGAAGCAGUCUGGUGAGGCGAUGAUCCAGCGAGGACAUUUUGACUCGCAUAACAUUGCCAAGAAAGUUCAUCAGGUUAAUACUGCAUUUGAUCGUCUUCGAUCUGAAUGGGAUCUUCGUGACAGUUAUCUGGUCCAGUUGGUGCAAUGGCAUGCUCUUCAACAGGAAGCAAAUCAGAUUCUUACUCUGAUCGCCAGUAAAAGAGCAACGUUGCGACAGCUGGCGGUUGGAGGUAGUGUUGCUGAUGUGGAAGGCCAGAAGAAACGUUUAGAUACGUUCGCAAAGGCAUUAUCGACCUUGGACGAGAGGACUAAGAAUUCGACUCGAAAAAGAGCGCCAAGGACAGUGCAGUUCGAUCGAGGACAAGAUGAAACGUCUCCAGAAACAUCAGGCUCUCGAAGCAGAAUUAGCGGCGAAAUCGAAAUCGUGUCGAUCAAGUACUCCAAAGAGGAAAAGAACUUCAUGCAAAGCACAGAGAUGCAGGGAGAAGUCCAUGAACGGAGAGCCAUUACUUCUCGUUGUGAUGGUCUAUACAGUCGUUGGAUGACUCUUGUAGAAGCUUGCGCUGAGCAGUCACGUGCCUUGGAGGAAGCUAGAGAUUUGCUUACGUUCAGGCAGUUGGUUGAUCGUGUGAUGUCGUGGGCUCAUGAGCGAGAGUUGAUGGUGACUGCAGGAGAAAUGGGACGCGACCUAGAACACUGCAAACUGUUGAUUGACCGACUUGACGGCACCAAGGCGGACUCGUCAGUGGAUGAGCAGACGCUCGAACAAAUCAAUCGUCUUGGCGAAAAACUGAUUGGACAAGGAAGAACCAGCCGUGAAGAAGUGCAACAGCAACAGCAGAAUUUGAACCAUACAUGGAAUUCUCUCCACGGAAAACUAGCAGCAUACCGACGUGAACUCGCCGCUGCCCUGGAGGUUCAAUGCAUUCAAUACGAAGUUAUACGAUACUAA